This is a messenger RNA of Lagopus leucura (white-tailed ptarmigan), 3115 nucleotides long. It is a transcript of the gene CDC5L, whose product is annotated as cell division cycle 5 like. Gene Ontology annotation, biological process: mRNA splicing, via spliceosome; regulation of transcription by RNA polymerase II. Bases 92 to 2359 code for a protein of 755 amino acids. Lineage: Eukaryota; Metazoa; Chordata; Aves; Galliformes; Phasianidae. Gene Ontology annotation, molecular function: RNA polymerase II transcription regulatory region sequence-specific DNA binding; DNA-binding transcription factor activity, RNA polymerase II-specific. The transcript is spliced from 15 exons. The record is from RefSeq and is a predicted model, not a curated record. Gene Ontology annotation, cellular component: spliceosomal complex; Prp19 complex.
GCGAGGGUGGGCCGGCCCCGCCGUAGCGAGCGGCGUUCCUUUCCCAUCGCCGCUUUUUCUCCGCAGGAAGUCGAUCCCCUUCGCCGCCAAGAUGCCGCGGAUUAUGAUUAAAGGCGGUGUGUGGCGGAACACCGAGGAUGAAAUUCUGAAAGCAGCUGUGAUGAAAUAUGGCAAAAACCAGUGGUCUCGUAUUGCUUCCUUACUGCAUCGGAAAUCAGCAAAGCAGUGCAAAGCCAGAUGGUACGAAUGGUUAGAUCCAAGCAUCAAAAAGACAGAGUGGUCACGAGAAGAAGAAGAGAAGCUGUUGCACCUGGCCAAGCUAAUGCCAACCCAGUGGAGAACCAUCGCCCCGAUCAUUGGGAGAACAGCUGCACAGUGUUUGGAGCACUAUGAGUUUCUUCUGGACAAAGCUGCUCAGAGAGACAAUGAGGAAGAAACUGCUGAUGAUCCUCGGAAACUUAAACCUGGUGAAAUUGAUCCAAAUCCAGAAACCAAACCAGCCAGGCCAGAUCCUAUUGAUAUGGAUGAAGAUGAACUUGAAAUGCUGUCUGAAGCUAGAGCUCGUCUGGCUAAUACACAGGGAAAAAAGGCUAAAAGAAAAGCAAGAGAGAAGCAGCUGGAAGAAGCUAGACGGCUUGCUGCCCUCCAGAAAAGACGAGAACUUCGAGCUGCUGGGAUUGAGAUACAGAAAAAAAGGAAAAAGAAAAGAGGUGUGGAUUACAAUGCAGAAAUCCCGUUUGAAAAGAAGCCUGCGCCUGGUUUUUAUGAUACAUCAGAGGAAAACUACCAGAUUCUGGAUGCAGAUUUCAGAAAGCUACGUCAGCAGGACCUGGAUGGAGAAUUAAGAUCUGAAAGGGAGGGGAGAGAGCGCAAAAAGGACAAACAACACAUGAAACGAAAGAAAGAAUCAGACUUGCCUUCAGCUAUUCUGCAGACCAGCGGGGUGUCAGAGUUUACAAAAAAAAGAAGUAAACUAGUGCUUCCAGCACCUCAGAUAUCUGAUAUAGAGCUUGAAGAAGUUGUUAAAGUAGGCCAGGCAAGUGAGAUUGCACGCCAGACUGCUGAGGAAUCUGGAAUUACAAACUCAGCCUCCAGCACUCUUCUGUCUGAAUAUAGUGUGACCAACAACAGCAUAGCUCUGAGGACCCCCAAAACUCCGGCAGCACAAGACAGGAUCCUGCAGGAAGCACAGAAUCUUAUGGCUCUCACAAAUGUGGAUACGCCGUUGAAAGGAGGUCUUAACACCCCCCUGCAUGAAAGUGACUUCUCAGGGGUAACCCCGCAGAGGCAGGUUGUUCAGACUCCAAAUACGGUGCUUUCCACACCAUUCAGAACACCUUCCCAAGGACAAGAAGGCUUAACUCCUCGUGGAGGGCUGACUCCUAAACCUGUGGCUGGUACAACUCCUGGUAGGACUCCGCUGCGUGAUAAAUUGAACAUCAACCCAGAAGAGGGCAUGGCAGAUUACAGUGACCCAUCUUAUGCAAAACAGAUGGAGAGAGAAUCUCGUGAACACCUUCGCCUGGGGCUCAUGGCCCUUCCUGCUCCAAAGAAUGACUUUGAGAUCGUUCUACCCGAAAAUGCAGAGAAAGAACUUGAGGAACCUGAAGUAGAUGAAGCCUUUGUAGAAGAUACUGCUGAUAUAGAAGCCCGCAAGCAGGCUCUCCGAGAUGCAGAGAGAGCCAAGGAGCUGAAGAGAAUGCACAAAGCUGUUCAGAAAAAUCUACCAAGACCCUCAGAAGUUAAUGAAACAGUAUUGAGACCUGUGAAUGUAGAGCCACCUCUAACAGAUUUGCAGAGAAGUGAAGAGCUAAUAAAGAAAGAGAUGAUUACAAUGCUUCAUUUUGACCUUUUACACCACCCGUUUGGAGAACAGCCUGCUGGUAAGAAGGGGAAAGGCCCAGGAUUUGGAACCAACAAUGCAGAACAUAUGGCUUACUUGGAACAAAACCCUUAUGAGAAGUUCUCCAAAGAGGAUCUCAAGAAGGCACAGGAUCUACUGGCACAAGAAAUGGAAGUGGUGAAGCAAGGAAUGGGGCAUGGAGAGCUCUCAAGUGAGGCUUAUAACCAGGUGUGGGAAGAAUGUUACAGCCAAGUGUUGUAUCUGCCUGGACAGAGUCGCUACACAAGAGCUAACUUGGCCAGCAAAAAAGACAGGAUAGAGUCACUUGAAAAGAGGCUUGAGGUGGCAGAAUUUCAGAAUUACCACUGGGUUGUGGCUUUAGAGAGCUUGAACUCAUCUGGGGAAACCAAGACUUCUGAAUCAGGAUGCACCAGCUUGCCGUUAGCAGACAGUACAGGAAGGAGAGUUUCACUUUCACCAUACCAAUUGCUUUCUGGUUUUGAUACUGCAUUUUAAUCUCAUCACGUUGUCACAUCUGUUGUGUAUGGUAUUGGACUGUAAAUUGUGGGGUUUUGCUUCUGGCUUUUGCCACUCACCUGAGGCAGCUGAUUCAUUGUGCUAUCUUAGUGCCUGCUAGCUGAAGAUAAUCUUACGUUCUCACUUUGAGAUCCAUGAGGGAAAAGCCCUGUGCAAAAAGCAGUGUUACUUGAGAGGCCACUGAGGAGUUAGCAAGCUUAUAAUACGGCACAGAAAGGAAUAAUACUGCAACACUAGAGUGCUGCAGUAAAUCUGAAUGAGAGAUCUGAUAGAUAGGUGAGGUCACUUCAUUUUAAGCCAAAGCCAGCUUCACCUCUGCAGUCUCAUACCCACGCGCUCACAGAUUGAAACAUGUGGCUGUUUUUGUAGAUAAAUAAUAUAAUCUUAAAAAAAAAAAACAACACAUUCCUUCAUCUGAUUUUCCUUUGCUGAGGCACAGAACAUCGGUGUGACUGAGGGGUGGCACAGCAAGCUGUCGUAUACAUGUCUUGACUGCCUAUUUGACAACAGCAGCAAUUCCUAUCUGUAAAGCUAUACUCCUAACGUGUAAUCACUCCUUCAAAGCCUGCUUGCACUGCUCAGAUCUUAAUCUAGCAAUCUCUUCUAGGUUGUUGUAAAAUGUGCAGUGGAUGAUGUGUUAAUAGAAAUCAAAGAACUCCAACUCCAUGCUGUGCAGCAGAUUUUGACUUCUUUUUUUUUAACUUCUGGAUAAUUAAAACAAUUCCUGAUUUCAUU